AGUUUUCACCAAACCAGAAACGUUUCGGCUUUCCCCCUUCCCAUUUCCCAAGCUCGAAUUCGAAAAUUCCCACAGCAGAAUUCACAAAUCCACCUCCGGCAUCAGCAUCAAUGGCGAAGAGGAAGAGAAAAGGAGCUCCGGAGGUUCUGUGGAGAUUGUUCGGCGACCGUGCGCGGACUCUCGGCGACACUAUACUGGCUCUGAGUCCUCCUCCGGCGACCGGCGGCGGCGGCGGCGACGAAGCCACUUCGUUCCUCGUCAGAUCUACGGAUGAUCUGGAAUACCGCAAAUUCCUAUCGGAAACCUUCGUGGUUGUCUCCGACGAUGCCCCUCCCCCUCCCCCCUUCGACCAUCGCUGCCGCUGGUCGCUUCUCCAGCUUGUGAGAAGAACGAUCGAAAUAAUUAUGAGUGAAUCUCGUCAAGCCUCUUCAAAUCUCAUAUCCUUCAGUUAUGAUAAAGAGAGCCAGUCUAGUCCGACGGUUGAUGAACUGACAUCCGCAAAAUGGGCUGUCCUCUUUAGUAGGGUUGGUGAUACUCUAUUGGUGUAUCUGCUGAAGUAUACAUCAAUAUUUCUUCCUCUUCCUCAGAAGAAGCACCAUCAGAUUUGUGGUUGUUCCAUUGCCAAAUUGUUCUCCAACUUCCCAAGAGGCAUGCCUAAGUCUAGAGCUCCGCAUCAUCCACCAGUUAAGAGGCAAAGGGUGGAAAGACUUGUAUGAUGUAUGUAUCAAAUGUCACACGGUUUGAUGUGUUGCUGGAGAAACAUGUCAUCUGAGCUCAAAUAUUGAUUCUGUGAUGCGUCAAUUGAUGUGCCUCUUCUUUUGUGGCUAUCUAUGAAAUUGAUUUAGCCCUUCAAGACAAGAAAAUAAUUUUUUUGUAAAAUUCUUAACCGAGAAAUCCAUAGAAAUUAACCUCCAAA
Messenger RNA from Salvia splendens (bonfire salvia), 916 nucleotides. RefSeq names its product telomerase reverse transcriptase. The coding region runs from base 111 to 716 and encodes 201 amino acids. Gene Ontology annotation, molecular function: telomerase RNA binding; telomerase activity; telomeric repeat DNA binding. The record is from RefSeq and is a predicted model, not a curated record. Gene Ontology annotation, biological process: telomere maintenance via telomerase. Gene Ontology annotation, cellular component: telomerase catalytic core complex. The transcript has 5 exons. Lineage: Eukaryota; Viridiplantae; Streptophyta; Magnoliopsida; Lamiales; Lamiaceae.